AUGCAACGGUCCGUCCUUGCUCCUCCCUUCUCCCAGCAGCAGAAAAACCUGAAUUGCUUCAAGAACGAAGUGGAAGGCACAAGAGGAAUGGUGGAUGAGUACAUUUGCAUCAAUUGUUGUCACCCGUCAUCCAGUCUUUUUCUAAAGUACAGUGACAAUGGUAUCCGACUCACGCCAUGUUCUAACUGCGGCAGAGCUGUGGACGCAUAUAUCGAAUAUGACAUUGUGCUGGUAAUAAUUGACCUCAUGCUGCAGUAUAUUGAAGCGUAUCGACACUUCCUGAUGAAUACCGGCAACAACCGCGUAUCCUUUAUGCUUUUCAGAAUGCAAUACUGUCACAAGCUGUGCAUUAUUUUUAUGCUAUGCAAUGCCUAUAGCAAAUGGAUAAGACGGCGGAUAAUGUCUGGUGACGAGAAUGUUUAUGAUUUGGAAUGGGAGUUUUAUGAAUGUUUGUUGCAAAGUUUGUUGGAAAUGACAUCAUUUGUGAUUGUGUUGGCACUAAUGUCUCUUCAAAUUUCUGCAACAUUUUCCGUCAACAAAACAUUGCAGACAUUUUGCAUUGGAUCCUAUGGAAACGUAUUUGCUGUCCUGUCGGUUAUAUGGCAUUUACAUUUACUAUGGUCGUACAGAAUACUCACCGAACUGUUUAUAUUCAUAUCUCACGUGCAAGCGCAGCGAGCAAUGUACAAUAUAACUCUGACUAGAAGUGUCCUUGUCGUUCUAAUGGCCACUGUCAUUUCACGUUGUAUCGGCCUAUUGAUGGACUUGUUCUGUUUUAUUUAA
This is a messenger RNA of Brugia pahangi, 783 nucleotides long. Lineage: Eukaryota; Metazoa; Nematoda; Chromadorea; Rhabditida; Onchocercidae. The record is from the annotation of a GenBank genome assembly.